This is a messenger RNA of Nicotiana attenuata, 2020 nucleotides long. RefSeq names its product piriformospora indica-insensitive protein 2-like. Gene Ontology annotation, molecular function: protein binding. The transcript has 2 exons. The coding region runs from base 446 to 1876 and encodes 476 amino acids. Gene Ontology annotation, cellular component: plasma membrane. The record is from RefSeq and is a predicted model, not a curated record. NCBI's taxonomy places the organism in Eukaryota, Viridiplantae, Streptophyta, Magnoliopsida, Solanales, Solanaceae.
CAGCUGUUCAGUUCUUAUUAUUGACAUUACCAUAAUUGCUUUAUAGUGAAACAUUGAGAACUGUGCUCUCUAUAGCUUUUAGUUGCAAAGACAUCCUAGACUUAUGUGUUAUGUCCUCUGCUCUUUUCUGUCUUUCUCUGCCACUCUACUCUUCUUUUUUCUACCUUAGCUUUCUAUAUACAUUUUUAACUACCACCUUCUUACUUUACUUCUUUAUUCCCUCCAUUUCCUUGUUUGAUUGAUUGGAUUCCUUAAGAUUUUCACCCUUCUAAAAAAGUACAACACUUUCAAUGAAAAUUUAUCAGUUUUAAAAUCACUUCACAGUUAUAUUAAUUAUAAGUACUUUCUUGCAUGGACUACAAAGGUUCUUGACAUAGUUGCCUUUUUUACUUUCAAGAUUUUGUUACUUAACUCAUUUUCAAGAAUUCUUGGUUUCAAAAGAGUGAUGAGGGGUUUCAAGAAUUUAAGUUUGUUGGUGUUUGGUUUAUUGUUGCUGCUUCAUUUUGGUGUUUGGUGCAAUGGUGAUAGUGAAAAUAUGGCAGCUCCAAUGGAGAAAGAUGAGAUAAAUGCUCUUUAUUCUGCUAUUCAAGGUUUUGUUGGUAAAUGGUGGAAUGGUUCAGAUCUUUAUCCAGAUCCCUGUGGUUGGACUCCUAUACAGGGUGUGUCAUGUGACUUGUUUGAUGGUUUUUGGUAUGUUACUGACUUAAACAUUGGACCUAUACAUGAUAAUUCCCUAAGUUGUGCACCAAAUGUGGAAUUUAGUCCCAAUUUAUUUACACUAAAGCACCUCAAAUCCCUUUCAUUCUUCAAUUGUUUCGUUUCGCGACACCAUCAUCCGAUUUCAAUCCCUACAGAAAGUUGGGAAAUUCUUGCUAAUACCUUAGAGUCACUCGAAUUUCGGUUAAAUCCUGGUCUAAUUGGACAAAUUCCCACAACAUUUGGAAGGUUAAAAAAACUACAAUCUUUAGUACUAGUAGAAAAUGGAUUAUCUGGUGAAUUGCCAACAAAUCUUGGGAAUUUAGUAAAUUUGAGAAGGUUAGUUAUUGCUGGAAAUAAGCUUAGUGGUAAAAUCCCAGAUAGUUUUGGAGGGUUCAGUCAACUUUUGAUAUGUGAUUUAAGUAGAAAUUCACUAUCUGGUUUUUUACCUUCUGCAUUAUUUGGAGGUUUGGUUUCACUUUUGAAACUUGAUUUGAGUAACAACAAAUUACAAGGCAAAAUCCCAGAAGAGGUAGCAAAAUUGAAGAAUUUGACACUUUUGGACCUUAGUAACAACAAAUUAUCAGGUGGAUUGACUAAGUCAAUUCAAGAAAUGACAUAUUUGGAAGAGUUAGUCUUGUCAAAAAAUUCAAUAGGUGGAGAUUUGGAGAUUCUUGAUUGGUAUAACCUGAGAAAGUUAACAGUUUUGGAUCUGUCCAAUAUGAAUUUGACAGGUGGAAUUCCAGAGUCUAUAGCAGACCUAAAAAGGCUAAGAUUUAUGGGUCUUAAUGAUAAUAAGCUUAAAGGGUAUGUGCCAAAAAGUCUUGCAAAUCUGGCCAAUGUAAGUGCUAUUUACUUAUAUGGUAAUAAUUUGACAGGUGAACUUCAAUUCUCUGAGUUAUUUUAUGGGAAAAUGGGAAGGAGAUUUGGUGCAUGGGAAAAUCCAAAUCUUUGUUACCCUUUUAGUUUGAUGUCAACAAGGUAUGUUCCAUUUGGGGUAAAACCAUGUGAGCAAGAGGUCAAUUUUGUAAAAGGGGCUAACCUUGCAAAGUCCAAGUUGGUAAAUGGGAAUGUCAUUCAGAAUUCUCAUUCUAUGGCAUCUUUGAAUGAUGAUGGGAUUUGGAGAAGUUUUUUAGUUGAACUAUUUAUGGUUAUUUUACUAUUGAACUUUUGGCCCUGAAAAAAGGAAUAUGGAUUUUAGAAAAAGAUGACAUUGUCAACAGUAAUCAACCUUUUACCUUUUGUUUCUUUCUUGAUAUGUAUUCCCCACAUUUUGCUUUUGUCUUUUAAUAUAUGAAUGAAUGUACAUAUUUGACCCUUGUUA